This is a messenger RNA of Cryptosporidium ubiquitum, 1104 nucleotides long. RefSeq lists its product as uncharacterized. The transcript has a single exon. NCBI's taxonomy places the organism in Eukaryota, Apicomplexa, Conoidasida, Eucoccidiorida, Cryptosporidiidae. Bases 1 to 1104 code for a protein of 367 amino acids. The record is from RefSeq and is a predicted model, not a curated record.
AUGAAUGGUUACAUUCUUUUCUUAGGUUCUGGUUCCAAAGAAGGUAUACCAAAUCUUGAGCAUGUUUUUAAAAAUAUAGAUAAUAUUAAUAAAGGAAAUGAUCCAUUUUGUGAGAUAUGCCAAAAAUCAAUUAAGAUUAAGAGUAAAAAUGUACGAAAUCCUUUUUCUAUUAUAAUUAAAAGUCCCUUAAGUAAUAUAGACAAUUUUCAAAAUGAAGACCACAAUACGUUUCUUUUCGAAAUCGGUUCAAGCUUUAGAACUUCAAUGCUUCAAUACGCAAUACCUGCAAAUAUUAACAGGAUAGAUAGUAUUUUUUGUAUGAGUUCAAAUGAAUCCUCUUUUAAUGGAAUUGAUGAAACAAGGGAAGUCCAAAUAUAUGAAAGGCCAGUAAGUAACGAUGGAAUAGUAUUUUAUGAACCAAAAAUUAGAGUUCCAACAUAUUUGACAUGUUCCGCAAUAUAUGCACUUAAUGACUGGUAUAGGUAUAUAAUCAAUUACUCUUUAAAAGAUGACUUGAAGUCAAAAACUAAAAUUGGUUGUGUUCGACUUAACAUACUUGAUCCACGUAAUUCUCCAAAUGCAAUUUCAAUAGAUUCACUAUCUGCAUUUAAUGACUACUUAAAUUUGAGUAAAAACUUUGAAAUAACCGAUUCAACUGAGAAUAACUUAACUUUUAAUCCAAUUAUUAUUCAGUAUUCCAAUGAAAUAAAAAUUAUAUCGUUAUUUUUCAUUGAUUCAGAUAACAAGUUGUGUUCAGGAUAUUGUAUUGAAUACAUUCACGAUAAAAAGGUUAUUUGUAUUGUUCCAACUUAUUCUAUAAUUCCAAAAGAAACUUUAGUACUUUUAAAAGCUAUUUCGCUGAUUAAUAUACUCAUUUUUCCAAUCAUACCAAAUGAUUCUUUUUCAAUAAAUUCAGAAUCAAUUAAAGAUUCAAUUAAUUUCUGUGCAAAAAUGAUGAAUGCUGAGAAAGUUUUCUUUUAUAAUAUUAAUUGCAAUUGCUCACACGAAUUCGUCCAAAGAAUUGUUAAUGAAAAAAGCAUUGAGUUCCCUAAUAUAAAUUUUACAGUCUCUUUUGACUCCCAAUUAGUCCCAAUUAACUCAUAA